Messenger RNA from Dendrobium catenatum, 1293 nucleotides. Its product is annotated as ATP-dependent Clp protease proteolytic subunit-related protein 4, chloroplastic. The coding region runs from base 73 to 993 and encodes 306 amino acids. Gene Ontology annotation, cellular component: endopeptidase Clp complex. Gene Ontology annotation, biological process: protein quality control for misfolded or incompletely synthesized proteins. Gene Ontology annotation, molecular function: serine-type endopeptidase activity; ATPase binding; ATP-dependent peptidase activity. The transcript has 7 exons. The record is from RefSeq and is a predicted model, not a curated record. NCBI's taxonomy places the organism in Eukaryota, Viridiplantae, Streptophyta, Magnoliopsida, Asparagales, Orchidaceae.
AGCCGUAAAUUUCACGGUAAUUCCAAUUCCAUUCGCUUCCCUUAUGCUCUAUUGCUCUCGCCAUCUGCAAAAAUGGAAGUGGCCUUCUCUUCCCCACGCUUAUCACCGGAGCUGCGCGUCUUCUCCUGCAACUCAAAUAUAUCUCAAAGCGGAAGAAAUGGACUCUCUCAGCUUGCAAGUGCCUUCCCAUGCUCUUCUUUAUGUGCUUCUUUGGGGAGCGGCUUCACUGCCCCUUUCGUCGGAGGGAGCGUUUCUGUCGAUUUCGCCGGUCACAAGAUCCGCGUCCCUUCACUCAGGCCAUCUCCUGCCGGACGAGGCGGCAAGAGGGGUGUCGUUACCAUGGUCAUUCCAUUCCUAAGAGGAAGUGCAUGGGAGCAACCGCCUCCUGAUCUAGCUUCGUAUUUGUACAAAAAUCGAAUUGUAUAUUUGGGUAUGUCCUUGGUGCCUUCGGUGACGGAGCUAAUUCUAGCCGAGUUUCUUUACCUUCAAUAUGAAGAUGAGCAAAAGCCUAUUUACCUAUACAUUAACUCCACAGGCACAACGAAGGGUGGUGAAAAAUUGGGAUAUGAGACGGAGGCUUUCGCAAUUUAUGAUGUUAUGAGGUAUGUAAAACCACCUAUUUUCACACUUUGUGUUGGCAACGCCUGGGGGGAAGCAUCUUUACUUUUGGCAUCUGGUGCUAUAGGAAACCGUGCUGCUUUACCUUCAUCAACAAUUAUGAUAAAGCAGCCAAUUGCUAGGUUUCAAGGUCAAGCAACGGAUGUGGACCUUGCAAGAAAAGAAAUUAAAAAUGUCAAAGCAGAAUUGGUUGCAUUGUAUGCAAAACACAUAGGGAAAUCUCCCGAGCAGAUUGAGCUAGACAUCAGACGCCCAAAAUACUUCAGUCCUAGUGAAGCUGUGGAGUAUGGCAUUAUCGACAAGGUGCUCUAUAAUGAAAGAGGCCAAGAAGACCGGAGUGUUGUUUCAGACCUCAAAAGGGCCCAGCUUAUAUGAUUCUUGAACAUGAACCUGAAUCACAAAGGUUAGUUAAUGAUCCAAUAGCCACUUGAUGGAUAGUUGUUUUAUGCAUGAUUCCGCCUGAGCACAACUCUCUCAGCUCCUCCAAGCAUUUAGUUGAUUUCUCUCAGGCUAGGAAACUUUAGAAGGCUUCUGUACAUUAGCUGGGAAUGAUUAAAAUAUUCAUUUAGGCCCCUUUAAUGCAUUAUUAACAUUGUUUAAUAUUGGAAUCUGAGAUUCUGAAGUGCGAAUUUUUUUCUUUUUUCAUCUAUUUCUGAAGGUCAUUUUUAAACUGUC